UGGGAGGGUAGAAAGCCGUGUAUCUACCAUUCAGAAGCAUAUACUCCAGCCAGAAGCCAGAGAAAGAGGGAGCGGGCGAAAAACGGCCAGUAAUUGUGAUGCACACACGAGUACGUGUGUAGGUGUGGUGUGGAGAACAAGAGUUGUGUCUGAGGAGCGGAGUUAAGACUGGUGUAAUUCCAGGAGCGUAUAGAGCGUCAUGGAUAAAGCGAAACUAGCGCAGCUGAGAUCAGCGAUAGGGAAUGUCGGGGACGCGUUAGUCAUCACGAGCCUCUGCGCCGACACCGGUGCCUUUACAGUCUGUUUUCCGUCGUCGUGAUGGUUUAGUGAUGUAGAUUUUCGACGCACAGGCGGGAGCGCCGUGUCUUCACACCAUAGUGCACUUGUUUCUCUUUUCUCGUUUGGGUGAAAAAACAGACUAGACAUGGAUACGCCGAGGGAAACCAGGAAACAAACAAUCAAAGCCAAGUCGGCCAAGCGCAAGAAUAAGACGCACAAGUCCCGAAAGCUGUUCAGAAGGAAAUCGUUAAAAUCGCUUGGAAAUUUUAUGAGCAGGAUUGUCAAAACUUUGGGCACUUUGGCAAACUUGGGGGACGCGGACCAGCCGGACGCGGUUGUGGAGGAUGAUGAUGGUGGAUUUGGAGCCACUCUGAGCGCCCACAACUCUGGGACUUACAGAGAGAACUCGGCGAGGAAGACCGCAGCGCCCUCAUCUUCUUAUGGAUCCGUCAAAGAAAGACUGUCCUGGUGCUACGGCGAGAAAACCCCGGGAGUUCAGGGUCUGAAGAAUCAUGGAAACACCUGUUUCAUGAACGCCGUGGUGCAGUGCUUGAGUAACACGGAACUUCUGGCCGAGUAUUUGGGUCUGGAGCAGUAUAAAUGUGAAUUAAAUGAGCUGAGGAUCAACGGUAUGAUGAAGAAUGAGGAGGUCAGAGGGGAGGUGACGGAGAAGCUGGCAUCGCUGGUCAGGGCGCUAUGGACUCUCGAUUACACGCCUCAGCUGUCGGUGGAAUUCAAGAGUGUUGUGUCCAAGUAUGGCUCUCAGUUCAAGGGGAAUGCUCAACACGAUGCUUUGGAGUUCCUUCUGUGGCUCCUGGACCAUGUGCAUGAGGAUGCCAGCCUCUCCACAAACAACAACCAUAGCAGCAAAACCAAAUCAUCUAGCCAGGUAACACAGCUUCAGUCCUUCUUCACACUCUUAAAAUGUAUUCAAAAAGUCUCGGCGCUGGGCUGGCUGACAAUGCGCUUCCUCUCCCCUCUCCGUCUGCCAUGGUUUGGGCCUCCAUUCCUGAUGAGAGUAGAAAAGACUCUGUCUUGGGCUCAUCUGCAACAGAGUGUCUGCAAUAAGCUUUACUUAUUUAAAAAAAAUGCAAUCAUAAAGACUGCUGAACUCUUUAGGAUGCGUGUGGUGGGUGGGUCAGCUUCCUGCAGUUACCUGUCUCCCCACGACAGCAGACCUCUCUGUCACCCGACCGUGGACAGGGCCCUGAAAUUAUGUGGUCCUGGUGGUCCUCUGCAUGUGAAGCUUGUGAUUGAAUGGGAGAACAGAAUCAAAGAGAGUCUCUUCGGUAACAUUCAAGAGGAAGUUAUUGAGGAUGCAGAGAGUGUGAAGAUCCAGCAGCAGAACCAUGUACAGCAGCACAGCUGCACGCUGGAUGAGUGUUUUCAGCUCUACACCAAAGAGGAGCAGCUGGAACCAGACGAUGCAUGGAAGUGUCCUCACUGUAAGCAGAUGCAGCAGGGGAUGGUGAAGAUGAGCUUAUGGACCCUGCCUGACAUCCUCAUCCUGCACCUCAAGCGGUUUCGGCAGGUGGGCAAGCGGCGAAACAAGCUCUCCACCCUCAUUCGCUUUCCUAUAAGUGGUCUGGAUAUGACUCCCCAUGUGGUGAAACGCAGUCAGAGCAUGAAGAAUCUGGCCCCGUGGCCUUCAACUUGGAAACAUGGAGAUACUGACUUCCUUUACGACCUGUAUGCAGUCUGCAACCACCACGGAGGCAUGCACGGAGGCCAUUACACAGCCUACUGUAGGAACUCAGUGGAUGGCCACUGGUACAGUUAUGACGACAGCAGUGUAGAGAUUGUGCCAGAGGAGGAACUGUGCACACGGGGGGCGUAUAUCCUCUUCUAUCAGAGAAGAAAUGUCAUCCCGCCCUGGUCCGCCAACAGCUCGGUCAGAGGUUCCAUCAGCUCCUCCAUGUCAGAUCACUGGCUCAUCCGUUUGAAUGGUGAUAGCAAAAGAGGAAGUAUGGUUUCACGGUUUUCCACAACAUGCCCUUCUUCCAUCCCAGACUCCCCAGAGUCUCCCGUCUUCCAAAAUGAACCCUCAACGGGAGAGAGAGGUGGGUUCGAAAGCAGACCUUUCGUGCGAGGAAUCCAAGGGCGUAGCGUAAGCAUGAAAAGUCCCACCAAAACCAGGGUGCUCCCACUGCGAUGGUCCUUUGGAAACAAAGACCGCCACAAAGCUGCCCAGCAAGAUCCUGGCCAGGCUCCUGCAGAGCUGGUGGAGUAUCUAGAAUCUGGCAGAAGGCCAAGAUGCACCAAAGACCCCAUUGUUGCCCUAAUGACUCGUCCUUCAGAUAAAGAAAGCGGUAAAGAUAACGAUACAAAAAAACCCACAGCCAAAUCUUCAAGCCACGGCAGCCUCGGACCUCUAGAGCAUCUCAAAAUACCGCAGGGUCAAGAAAUAAGUAGCUCAGAGAAAGCAAUGGGCCAACAACCAAGCAGCAGCAGUAGACCAAAAGAAGAUGGAACUUUGACCAGACGGAGCAGCAGAAAAUCGAAACAGGAGCGAUCGCAGUCCAGAAACGGCUCCGGCACAGGGAUCCAAUCCAAUUCCAGUGGUCCAAGAGGGUGGGAAACAACAAAGAGGGAUAAUCCAAGCAAGGAGCAAGACCAGCUAGAGGAGAAACAGAGAAAGGGCCAGGAGUCAAAACGUCCUGAUAGUGUCUUUGCAUUCCUUAAAGGCGGUUUCAUGAAGAAAGACUCGCUUCGGAGGUCUCGAGACAGUGAAUCUGUGAAAAGGGGUGAUGCAGAGGUGAAGAGUCCAUCUGGAGAUACUCUCUCCAAUGGGACACACAAUAGAACUUCAGAAGUUCAAGCUAAAAGCACAAACCAAGUUCGUAGCAGACUCGGUGGCGAAUUUGCAAAUGGCAAGGUGACUCAUGGGUCAUCAGACAUCAAGCGCUCACAAAGUUCUUCCAAUAUUCAAAGCAAGGCUGAUCUGAGUUUAAGAAGAAGUGCAUCUUUACACAGGAACGGCACAUUGGCGGCCAAGCCACAGAGUGUUCCUAUGGACAGGGGCUCUCAGACCACCCUGCAACGCACACGCUACAGCACAAACUCACUGGGCAGAAAGAAGGCAGUACCUGAAUCAAGCUUCUGAGACUUACUUCACUACACCCAAAUAUCACAACAGCGUAGCGAAUAUCUAAAAACCCACGUAAGACCUAUGGUAAGAAAGAUAGGUUUGAAAUGAUGGCAGCACAAUAUGAAGUUGCACAUACAUUUGGAACUAGUGGAUGGUAUUUUUGUUUACUUAUAUGAAGUGCCUGUGAACCAGAGCUAUUUUUUUUAAUUGUCAGUUUGUGUUUUGGCACUGGAAGUACAUUAUACGCUGGCCUCUGCACCAUCAUUUUGAAUUGAAAAAUUAUUUGCCUUGGAUUAGAUUUUUUAUGUGUCACUAAAUAGAUUUAUCACCUGUAAUACAUGAAGGGAAUAGUUCUAUAUAACUUUUUAGUUUCAUCUUUUAUGAUUCUGCCGAUUGUACUGACUGGCUGCUAACCUCCCAUGGGUUUUCAUGACAUUUAACAAAGAUGUCAGUUCUUGCACUUUCAGUGAAUUUAUUGCACCAUUGUCUGACUUAAACGUGUUCUCAGACCAAAACACAGAGCUUAUUCAUUUUUCCUUGUUUUGCAUUAUGCAUUAAUUAGACAUUUACAAAUCUGUAUUAUAAAAAUGACUUUUAAAAAGUAUGAAAUCAAACUGAAUCUAAAAUGUUUGUGCUUUAGGUGAGAUAUAUUUCAAUGGAUGGCAUGUUGACAACACAAUGUAUUAGAACAGCUAAGUAAAACAGGGUCACUUAUAAAAAGCACAAUCACAAUAACCUCACUUUUAAUCUGUAACCUAACCACCUAAACCCAGUUUGAAUGCAGUAACAAGAGCCUGUUUAACUUAAACGAUAGUACACCAAAAAUGAAAGCUGUCAUUGUUUAUUCACCAUCAUGUUGUUCCAGACAUGUCUGACUUUUUAUAUAUAUAUAUAUACAAUAGACCACAAAAGGACAUGUUAAGCAGGAUGCUCAUGCUGCUCUUUCCUAUUCAAAGAAAUAACCAGCAUGCUCCAAAAUGACACCAUUAACCCCUACUGUGUCUUGUUUGAGCCAUACAUUUUACUAGGGCCUCUAAAUGAUAAACAAAUCAAAAUGUUAUUAAAUCCUGUUCUACAUGUUUAACACAAUCUUCCACAAGUCUUCUGCCCUCUGAUUGAUGGUAUAUGGUAUUUUUAUAGAGAACAAUGGUUCUAGUAUAAUUGUAAAAAUUGUGGCACGUCUUUUUGCUUUGAAACCUUGAUUAUUGUACAUGUAAGUAAAUGUAAGAAUAACUAUUGUAGGAAUAUUAAUAUUUUAAGAUUUACUGGACUGAAGAAUGUAAACAAACACAAAAUUAUUAGUGGAUAAUGAUUGACCUACAUUUCCUUUUUCCUUACACAAAGUUAUUAUAUGGCUUCAGAACACUUGAAAUGUAUCAGACAUGUAAUAUGGACUACUGUUAGUGUGCUGUUAGAUAUAUUUUGAGUUUGACACCAACUAGUCAUUGUUGACUUUUAUUGUAUGAAAAAGAAGAGCAGUGUGAAUAUUCUGCUGAUAAUCGCCUUAGGGGUAAAAAAAAAAACAA
Carassius gibelio (silver crucian carp) is the source of this 4893-nucleotide messenger RNA. Its product is annotated as ubiquitin carboxyl-terminal hydrolase 43-like. The coding region runs from base 425 to 3382 and encodes 985 amino acids. Gene Ontology annotation, molecular function: cysteine-type deubiquitinase activity. Lineage: Eukaryota; Metazoa; Chordata; Actinopteri; Cypriniformes; Cyprinidae. The record is from RefSeq and is a predicted model, not a curated record. Gene Ontology annotation, biological process: protein deubiquitination. The transcript is spliced from 11 exons.